ACUCAGCGAAGAGUUCCGCUCCCGGCUGGACGCCAUCACCGCCCACGUGGCCAACAUGCAGCGCGCUACCCGGUUCCGCGUGGAGCUGGGUCGCCAGCAGGCCAGCUACGUGUCGCAGCUGCAGAGCAUCCGCGGCAUGCUGGGCUCGCUGCAGGAGCAGAUCCGCGCGCUGUACGCCUCGCUGCAGCGGCUGCCGGAGGUGCCGGCCGUCGAGCCGGCGCCGGCCCUCUCCCGGCGGUCGGUGCUGAGGCGCGGCGCGCGGCUCCGCUCCCGAGCCGCGCCCAGGGUGCACCGCUCGUCGGAGGACGGCGCCGACUCGGACUCGCCGCCCGACACGGCCGGCCCUCACGACACCUCGGAUGACGGCGGCCUGGACGGUGUCGGUGCCGGCUCCAGUCGCACGCGGCCGCUGCCACCGCACUUCUCGCUGCGUCGUCCCCACGCCCGCUCCGCCAGCAGGCUGUCCCGGAACCACUCGAGCUUGCGCUGCGCCGUGUACCGGCUGCAGCACUCGCUGGCGCGCUGCAACCAGCUGACGCGCCAGACGCAGCAGCAGGUGGUGACGGCCGAGCGCCAGGUGCGGCUGAUGCUGCGCCAGCUGUCCGGCUCUGAGCCGCUGACGGUGGAGCAGCUUCGUACGGGCGGGAGGCGGCUGCCGUACCUGCCCGACUUCGGCACCAUCUCGUGCUCGGCCAACCUGGGCGUGGCCGGCGGCGCCGAGGUGUUCGGGUGA
Pollicipes pollicipes is the source of this 733-nucleotide messenger RNA. RefSeq lists its product as uncharacterized. The record is from RefSeq and is a predicted model, not a curated record. The coding region runs from base 56 to 733 and encodes 225 amino acids. The transcript has 7 exons. Lineage: Eukaryota; Metazoa; Arthropoda; Thecostraca; Pollicipedomorpha; Pollicipedidae.